Messenger RNA from Drosophila willistoni, 1577 nucleotides. RefSeq names its product actin-like protein 6B (gene Bap55). NCBI's taxonomy places the organism in Eukaryota, Metazoa, Arthropoda, Insecta, Diptera, Drosophilidae. The record is from RefSeq and is a predicted model, not a curated record. Gene Ontology annotation, molecular function: chromatin binding. Gene Ontology annotation, cellular component: NuA4 histone acetyltransferase complex; SWI/SNF complex. Bases 123 to 1409 code for a protein of 428 amino acids. The transcript is spliced from 2 exons. Gene Ontology annotation, biological process: nervous system development; regulation of transcription by RNA polymerase II.
UCACUAGCCCGACGGCGUCGCGAAAAAAGCCGCAAAAUAUAUACAUAGAAAAAUAACAAUAAAAUAAAGAAAAAUAAAAUCAACUAUUUAUUUAUUUAUUUGUUAUUGCAUACUAAAUCAAAAUGAGUGGCGGCACCAUGCUGUAUGGUGGCGAUGAGAUAGGUGCCCUAGUAUUCGAUCCCGGCCAUCACUCACUACGCGUUGGCUACGCUCAAGAGGAUUCGCCCAAGGCAGAGAUACCCUCAGUGGUGGGAAUUGGUCAGGCUGCCCAAGCUUCAGAUACCAAUCUGGACCCAGAGACUAAGACGGACAAUAAUGUGACGCCAGGAAAUUCGGAUUCCCGCAAGUUCUAUGUAGAUACGAACUAUGUUAAUGUGCCCCGCUCCCAUAUGGAGGUGCAGACAUACAUGAAGGAUGGCAUGAUUGACAAUUGGGAGCUGUUUGAGAAGGUCAUCGACUAUGCCUAUGCCAAUGUGAUUCAAUCAGAGCCGGAAUAUCAUCCAGUUUUAUUCUCAGAGGCCUCUUGGAAUGUGCGCAACAAUCGAGAGAAGCUAACUGAGCUCAUGUUUGAGAAGUAUAAUGUGCCAGCAUUUUUUCUGGUCAAGAAUGCUGUAUUGGCGGCCUUCUCUAGUGGUCGAGCCACCGCUCUUGUAGUGGACAGUGGAGCUACUCACACCUCGGCUGUGCCAGUGCAUGAAGGCUAUGUUUUGUCGCAAGCGGUGGUCAAGUCACCAUUGGGCGGUGAUUUUCUUUCCCGUCAAUGCCGGCAGCAUCUAGAGAAGCAUGGCAUCGAUUUGUCGCCCGUAUAUAAGAUUGCCUCCAAGGAUGUGGUGAAGGAGCGUGACAAUGCCCGUUGCACCUUACGCAAAUUGCCCGAAAAUCUUACACAAUCGUGGCAGAACUAUAUGCUGCAACUUAUGAUGCAGGACUUCCAGAUGAACGUGCUACAAGUUUUGGAAAAUCCCUACGAUGAACGGGUGGCCGCUCAAAUACCAACCGUUCACUAUGAGUUUCCCAAUGGCUAUCAUCAGGAUUUUGCCUCGGAGCGGUUUAAAAUUGCCGAAAGCCUAUUCGAUAAUGCCAUGUUAGGAGCCGGUCAAUUGGCCUCCACCAGUGUGGGCAUGUGUGAUGCUGAUGUCCGUCUCUCGCUUUUUGGCUCUGUGGUUGUUACUGGUGGCAAUACCCUGCUUCAGGGUUUCCCCGAACGUCUAAAUCGGGAUCUCCAAUUGAGGGCACCAUCGAAUACGCGUCUGAAAAUGAUAUCGGCCAAUGGCAGUGUGGAACGACGAUUUGGCGCCUGGAUCGGUGGCUCCAUUUUGGCUAGUAUCGGCACCUUCCAACAGAUGUGGAUAUCGUCGCAGGAAUAUGAGGAGGCCGGCAAGAGUCAAGUGGAGCGCAAAUGCCCCUAGAUUCUAGACAUAUACAUUCUUUUCCCAAACCAACCCAAAUCCCAAGAAAACAAAUUUUUUAAUUGUAAAGACACACACACACACACAAAAUCUAAUCUCUAAUCUAAUCGAUGUAUGUAUAAAUAAUCUGUAAAAUUAUCCAUCAAAAUUGAGAUGCUUCCCUUUCAA